Dermacentor silvarum is the source of this 1590-nucleotide messenger RNA. RefSeq names its product E3 ubiquitin-protein ligase Ubr3-like. Gene Ontology annotation, molecular function: ubiquitin protein ligase activity; zinc ion binding. The transcript is spliced from 8 exons. The coding region runs from base 43 to 1590 and encodes 515 amino acids. Gene Ontology annotation, cellular component: cytoplasm; ubiquitin ligase complex. The record is from RefSeq and is a predicted model, not a curated record. Gene Ontology annotation, biological process: protein ubiquitination; ubiquitin-dependent protein catabolic process via the N-end rule pathway. Lineage: Eukaryota; Metazoa; Arthropoda; Arachnida; Ixodida; Ixodidae.
AGGAAGCGUCUGGCAACUCUGGACGGCAGAUGGAAAUGUAAAAUGGCUGCCGAAGUGCUAAUUAAGAAGGGAAAAAGAGGAGCGGCUGCAUAUUUUCAAUCGGAAUGCGCAAGAACAAGCAACCCGAGGCAGCUAAACGAGCUGCUGGACAUUAUUCUCGACCCUCGAAAGCCCAUCGACAUAUGGGACACCAUAGAUUGGUGCAAAUGGCUCAUGGCCGGAGGCAAGACUCCGGACGAGUUCUCCCAGACAGUGCGGCGGUACGACAAUGCCACCACGUGUGGCCUGGUGUGGACGGCGAACUUUGUGGCGUACCGGUGCCGCACGUGUGGCAUCUCACCAUGCAUGUCCCUGUGUGCCGACUGCUUCCAGCAGGGCAACCACCAGGGGCACGACUUCAACAUGUUCCGCAGCCAGGCAGGCGGCGCCUGCGACUGUGGGGAUGCCAGCGUCAUGCGCGAAGAUGGGUUCUGCCACCGGCAUGGUCCCAAGGCACAAGUUGGCAAGCCGCCGGCACCUCCGGAUCUGCUCUGCGUGGCAGAGUCCAUGAUGCCUCGAGUCAUCCUGCGCCUCGUCCAGCACCUGCGUGAGCACAGCAGCAGCGUGGAUGCCGGAACAGUGGGCCAGAAGGCAGUGCAAGAGGCAGACGGCUUCCUGACCAUGCUUCAUCAGCUGAGUGAGAUGGGCGCUGUCAUGCGGCAAGUGAUGACGCAUGCACUCACCAACCCCCUCAGCUAUCGAACUCUCACCUGCGCCGCCGCCAUUGAUGUGGAGGAUGAGGAGAAGGCAAAGUUUCUACGGCACAACUACGAGUGUUACGAGGACGCCAAGCGUCGGCUGCAAAACUGGGAGUGCCCACCCGAGUACCAAGAGAUCACCUCACUACAGCCCGUCCUGACGCACAACAGCUUCCUGGAGGAGUUGGUCUUCUGGAUGGUCAAGUUUGAGUUCCCUCAGAAGCUAGUCUGCUUCCUGCUCAACAUGCUACCUGACAUAAACUACAAGGAGGCGUUUACGCAGACCUUCGUGCAGCACUACAGCCGCAUCAGCCACAUGCUGACGCAGUCAACCGACUCCGAGACCCUUUCCAACCGGGUGGUGCAUGUGAGCGUGCAGCUGUUCUCCAACGAGGCGCUGUCAUUGCGCAUGACGCGCCGGGCACACCUGCUGCACAUCAUGGUGAUCAGCCUGCGCGCCAUGAUGUCCCUCAUCCUGCAGCCCAGCACCCUGCAAGAGGGCGAGCGCAACUUCCACUACGUCGUCAACUGCGGACACCGCAUUGCCAAGGACCACUGCUACUGGCCGCUGGUGAGCGACCUUAACAACAUCCUCACCCACCGGCCGGUUGCCAUGGAGUUCCUGGCUGACACCCGCCUCCUGGACAUGUGGUUCUCCCUGCUUUCCAUGUUUCAAGGCAUGAACGUCAACCAGCGAGAGCUGACCCAGCACGUGGAAUUUGAGCCCAACACGUACUAUGCGGCCUUCUCGGCAGAGCUGGAGGCUUCAGCAACGCCACUCUGGGCGCUUAUCUCGCACCUCAAAAAUGAGGUGGGUGCUAUUUCUCUUCAUUCUAAACCUAAAGUGUUUUAA